Styela clava is the source of this 7443-nucleotide messenger RNA. The record is from RefSeq and is a predicted model, not a curated record. NCBI's taxonomy places the organism in Eukaryota, Metazoa, Chordata, Ascidiacea, Stolidobranchia, Styelidae.
UUACUAAUUGAUGAUAUAAUUAUUAAGUAUGUCACUCAACGGAAUAAAUCAGUCUAAUUAUUAGGAUAUUGGAAUAAAAAUAAAAGACAUCGGGAUAUACUUGGAAAUCUGAACGUUGUUGGACUAUUCAAGAACCAUAAUAUUACAUGUACUAUCUAUCUAUAAAAUGGCUUAUUGUACCGUUGAAACAAGCGUGGUGGAGACAAAGGUAUCAAUAUCAUGUGCAGCCUCUCCAAAGUCUACUCCGAGUGUCCGUGGUUCAAAUCACAAUUUAGGUCGGGCCUCUUCUUCGAUGGAAAAGAGACAAAUUGCCAAAGAGCCCAGAGCACUACUUCAAUUAGACUACGUUAAAAAUGAACACGUCAUUGCUGCAACAGGGGAAGAGUGCGUACAGCGUAUGAAAUCUGGUGAAGAAUUUAUUAAAAUAAAAAAGGGAUCUAAGGCCAACUCAAAAACAUUCACUCUUGAUGAAAAAUUGAAUUUUUUGUGGUGUAAGCCAACAAAAAGAAAAGAAAAAGCCUUCCUUGAUGUCAACACCAUAAUAGAAAUUCUACAUCCAGCACCAACAGAACAAUGGACCAAACUACCGAAGGAACAUAAUCCAGAAUGCUGUGUUACCAUUGUAUUUGGUGCCAAGUUAGAAACUAUCACAUUGGUGGCGAAAGAUUCGGAUAUUGCUGCUUUAUGGUUCACUGGACUCAGAUACCUGACAAGUAAGAACAUGGAACAAACCGACAACGCUGUUCGUCAGAGGACAUUACAAGAACUAUGGAUACGGAGAACAUUUAUGGCGGCUGAUAAAAACGGAGAUGGGCAAUUAACCAUCGAUGAGAUAAUGGCUCUUAUGAAGAAACUAAAUGCGAACUUACCACGACGAAAGGUGAAAGCUAUGUUUAAGGCAGCUGAUUCUGCUAUUGAUUCUGAUGGUUACCUUGACUACGAAGAAUUUUUGAAUUUUUAUCGAAGUAUGGCAGUCAGAAGUGAAAUUCAGUCCUUACUGGAAAAUAUCUCAGAAGGAAAGGAUGUCAUGAGUGCGAAGCAACUUCAGAAAUUUUUAAUCAAAGAACAGAAACGGAAUGGAGUAACAGACGAACAAUGCACUAAUUUUAUUGAAAUAUUCGAACCAAUUGACGAAAAUAAGAACGCCAGGGUCUUCGGCGUAGAAGGUUUUACAAAUUUUCUCACUAGUUCCCAUUGCGACAUUGUUGAUUCAUGGUAUGGCGUUGGAACGGGCGUAGGGGCAUCCACAAUGGGAAUGCCACGGUCUGAAGUUACUCAACCAAUGACACACGCACUCACAGACUAUUUCAUAAACUCCUCACACAAUACGUAUUUAGUCGGAGAUCAACUUACAAGCCAAAGUUCCGUGGAAUGCUACGCGAGGGCACUUUUGGGAGGAUGCCGAUGCGUUGAACUCGAUUGUUGGAACGGACCAGACGAUGAACCGAUUAUACAUCACGGAUUUACUUUUACCUCGAAAAUUUUGUUUAAAAGUGCGAUUGAAACGAUAAACCAGUUUGCUUUUGUCAACAAUCCAUAUCCCGUUAUUCUUUCCCUUGAAAAUCACUGCUCUCUUCCACAACAAUGUCGAAUGGCGGAUAUAAUGAAGGAAAUAUUUGGUAAUAAAUUAGUACGCGAAGUUAGUGAAAAAUGUAAAGAAGAAAUGAAAUUUCCAUCACCUGAGGAUUUGAAAGAAAAAAUUCUAAUAAAGUGCAAAAAACUUCCCGGUAAUAUAUCGCCUAAUGCAACACAAGGUGAAGUAAGCGACGAAGGAAGUGACGAUGAACCAGUGGAUCAAGUUAGAAAUGGUUUCGAUGGCAUGGAUAUAAAUGACGUUGACAAUAGGAACUGUGAAAAAGAAUCUAAAAGCAAAAACAGUGUUAUGAAAAGAUUUGGUGGCAAUUUUCGUUCUAGAAACACAGUGCCGAAAAAACGAGACGUGACUACCUCGGACAAAGAUGAAUGUCGAAGUCAAUCUGUGGAGAAUACAGAUACGUCGUCACCGAUUGGAGAAAACAUUGACUCCCCACAAAAAUUGGGAAGGUCGGUUAGUUUUCGACGUAGAAUGUCUCGAAAACUGAGCCUAAGAUACAAGCGAGGCUCAGUCUUUGGUUCAGACGUCAAUUCUUUGAAUCAACCACUACAAAAAGGAUCUCCUCGGAAACGACGACAGGUUUUAUCGAAGAAGCUUUCCGAUUUGGUGCAAUACACGAGAUCAGUGGGUUUCCCGGGAUUCAGCGACUUGUCAAAGGGCAGUUUUGAUGUUUGGUCGUUCAGUGAAGCAAAAGCCUCCAGUGUUAUUUCCAGCAAGCCCGCCGAUAUAGUUCGUUUGAAUCAAGGAAGACUGAUUCGAGUAUAUCCUUCAUCAUACCGCAUAGAUUCCAGUAACUUCAAUCCCGUUCCCUAUUGGUGCGCCGGAUGUCAGUUGGUUGCAUUAAAUCAUCAGACCAAAGGAAGACCAAUGGAUCUUAACAACACUUUAUUUGAACUUAACGGAGGAUGCGGAUACGUUUUGAAGCCCGAAACAUUACUCAAAGAUGAAUACUUCAAUCCACUGCAGCCUGGUCCGUUUACAAAAAUGAUGCGGCUUCGAAUCAUCAGUGCUCAACAACUUCCUAAACCACCAGACAGUGUUCUUGGCGAUAGAGGAGAGAUUAUUGACCCGUUUGUUGAAGUGGAAUUGUUUGGAGUACAAGUAGAUUGUGACAAACAACAGACAUCAGUCAUUGAUGACAAUGGGUUCAAUCCAGUCUGGAACGAAGAACUUUUCUUUCCACUAUCUCGACCGGAACUAUGUUUCAUCCGAUUUACUGUUUGGGACCAAGAUCCGAUUGGGAGAGAUUUUAUCGGACAAAGGACUAUUUCUAUGAGGAAUCUUAAACAAGGUUAUCGCCAUAUUCAUCUCAGCAACUGCGUUUGUGCGUCCAUAUUCGUCAACAUUAAUUUAGAACCAUUCAACAAUAAUAAUUAUAAGCAAAGGAGCAACUCUCUUGUUGUACAAACGGAUAAGAAACUGAUGGCAAAUUCACUGAGGGCACAUCGGAAAACUAGCUUCAGUUUUCAUAAGAAGAAAGGAAAGCCAAUACCUGAUUCUCCGAUGAUGCGAUCUGGCAGUGAACGCACAACGGAGUCGAGGCGUGGCGGAUUUCUCAAAAAGGCAAGAAACCGAUCGUCAUCAACGACUCUAGCAAAGGAAGAUUGCGCUUCGAUUGCAGAAUUGAAAGAAGAUCGUUUGUGGAAAAAUGGAGAAAAAGAAAACAACGAAAGACCAACUGGGAAAGCAUCAACAUCUUCCAAAACAAAGUCGACCGGUAACAAAUCAUCACAUUCUUCCGUAUCAUCAACUUCUUCAAGCGAUAAAUAUUCAUAUGGAUCUCGAAAAAAGUUUAAUACUUUACCGAGACUUUGGUUUUCAUCAUCAAAUAUCAAGUACAAUUUGUUUUCAAUCGAAGAAUCAAACGACAGCUUUGGAUUUUCUUCGUCAAACUCACCAGCAUCUUGUAUUACCGGGAAAGACUUUUCGGCCAUCUUGGAAUCUCCUGAAGUCAUGACGCAAUCGGAAACACCUGCUACGUUGUCGCCAGAGACGCAAAAUAAAGUGAAGAAAAAGCGAUCAUAUAUCGCAAAAGUAUUUCGCGGUCGCCGGAAAUCGAAAGAGCGAAAAGAAGAAAAGAGACGACUGGCGUUAUCUCCCAGCGGAAGCGACGGUGCUGAGCGUAAUAGUUCGAACGAUCGUGGCAACAACAACAAAUCGAAAAUCAGGAAAGACAAUAAGAAAACGCUACCAAAUAAUGAGGCAGAUAAAAGUAGCUGCGACGAAAACAAAAAAUCGCCUGAAGACGCAAAAAAGAAGCACGGACUUUUUAAAAGCUGGGGAAAAAAGAAGAAACCUGACAUCAACAUAGUAUCUGUGGAACUCAGUUUACCAACUGCUGAGUCACCGCCCGAUAUCAUCAGCCAUGCUGCCCGGCAUAGCUCAGUAACUCCUAGAACCGCAGAUCGGGAUAAGAAACAAACACCCCCCAAACACAGGAAUGACAACAAUAACAACAGCAGCACAAAUUUAAACGCCACUAAAAUUGCGUCACCGAAGAGAAUUGUUCCUAACGGGUUAACAACUACAUCUCGUCAUGCCACAAAAGAUGGGUUCACAAACGGUGGAAAAAAUGCUGCAAAAGUUGAGCGCACUCAAAGGCCGCCAAACGCAUUCCAAUAUGAUUCUGCAACCGUAGGACGAAGACCAAUUCGCAGAAAACAAAGCAGUGGAGUUGACGGCGAAGGUUACGGGAGCGGCUUUAGACGUAGCCGUAGUUUCUCUGGGAAUGUUGCCGCCAACGGUAAUUCCAGACCCAAUGCGAAGAUCACAUCUUCUAAACAAAACGAAGAUGGGCUAACACCUAGCAGCUACGUCAAACUGUGUCGUCAAAGUAACCACGUCAUUGACUCGUACAAUAAAGGCACGAGUCCUACAAAAGCUGAUGCCGGGUUUCUACGAUGGCACAGUGUUGGCGAUAUACAACGUCAAAUUGCUAGAGAAAAAUCAUCCGAUUCUAAGUCACAGAAUCCAAAAUGUAGUUCCAAUGCUCAAAGCCGUACUGAAGCCAAUCGGACGUCAAAGGGCACGAAGGGUAAAAAGUCAUUAAGUCUACAGGACUUGACAUUUCAAGAUGUGUGCUGCGAUACAGAACAGCCAGUACCUUCAGCAUACGAACGCAUAUCACGAAGAUAUCCUCGAUCGCCAUCUGGCGGCGAAGUGACAUCUUCAAACAAUUAUAAAUCCAAACCCAGACCAAUGGUUCCACCGCAUCUUAGACCGAUACAAAAAUCAAGGCCUUCAUUGGACAAAGCACUCUCUAAAUCCGAAGCAAAUAUAUGGGCGCAACGUCGAGAACCCGUCGGUGGCAAUACUACCAUUUUAGCAUUCAAGAAAGUAAACUUGGGACAAGGUAUACAGCAAAAAGAACCAACAUCGCCAAAAAGACAUUCAGCUGAUGUUUUGGAGAUGUGUUCCCUGGUUUAUCCAACUUACAAAUCUCCGGCUGAGACAGGCUGGAAUGUGAAACAUAUGCGAUCCGAUUCGGAUUACGUGACUUCAAAAUCAAGCGCUCAAUUUCAAUAUAACAUGACUGGUAAUGUUCUGGACAACCAAACUUCACCAGGAUACCAGAACCAGCCACACAUACUUUACAAUCACACAAGUCCGUCAAGUAAUGGGAACAGCAAUACGCAGAAUUCUCCCAGAAAGCUACCAUUCGUUUCUAAUGGAACAGACUCACUGCUUCGUAGCUCUAAAUCAACCGGGGCUCUACUUGGUCAGGAUGUAGACGACAUUAAUUGGUCAGGAACUCGAACUCCAUCCGUGAAAAGGUCUGUGUACGAACAAAGAGAGCCUUUACCGGAUUAUUCGCAAGACGUUGAAUUCUUGUUGACCAAAUUGAGAAGCUCUUUGAGAGAGAAGGGACCACCUCGGCCGCCAAAAAAUUGCCAAAUUUAUCAAAAUGCCACUGAAAGAACGGACAAUUCUCAAACUUUUCACUCAAGACUAAACUCUGAAAUUCAAUUCCGGAAUGUUGCUUCUUCCCCUCAUCGCGCGUUACCAACAACUUCACAAGUUGACCAUCGAAGCAACGGCGUUUCCAGGAGUCGUAGUCGUGCGCGUAGUAUUGCUAAAAGAUUUAACUUCUCCGAAUCCACAGAAAAUUUGUCGUCUGCCAAUCCUCCAUUGUCUCUUUGCACAUCUGGCAACUGGAGUACAGAACUUGAUCAACGCGACACCGAAGAAAUAUACUGCAACAUGAAACCACUGAUAAAAUCUAAUAAUCAAGCGGUUCCAAGCGAUGCUCAUACCGUGAAAAUUCGUCAUUGUCCAAAUCCAGAAAACUACGCUUAUAUGCCAGGUCAAAACUGCGAAAAUCGACCUCCACAUAAUGCCAUACCCAACGGCCAAGUCAGGAUGAGACAUAAGAACUCUCCCACUCAUAACAACGCUAUAUAUUCCACUUCAAAUGGACAUACUCCAGUAGGUGGAACGUUCUAUUACGGCAGGCGACCAGUUUCAACUUCGUACGCCGAGCAACAACUAGCUCUGAAGCAAUUUCAAAACAUAAAUCAUUCACGGCAUGGUGGAUCAAACUGUAGUUCGACACCCAGGAAUGAAACUGGGAAACGACCUAAGAUAUUCUACGCUUUAGAUGUUUAAGAAUUAUUUUGUAAAUUUACAUGUUUCUGUAUUUUUCUUACAGUUUUAUUUUUUCUAUGAAAUUCAACUUUAUAUUAUUUGUCUAUUCUUUUUUUUUCGUGAAUUUAAUCAUUUUCUGAAUUGAGAAUUCGCUCUGUGACGCAAAUUUCUCUGAAACCAAGUAUCGCGAAGUUGGAAUUUAGGUCAUAUUUUAUUUUUUUAACUUUCAAUCCGGUCCUAAAUAUUUAUUCGUACAAGCCCCCGAGCAGGUCCCAAAAUUGCUGUUUUUUUUAACGUUGUGUAUCUUCUGCAAAAUGACAACCUAUAAUAAAUACGAAAAAUAUAAAAACAAAAAUAUUAGUGUGGGCUCACGACUAUACCUAGAUGGAAUUCAUCAGAACAUUAUAUAGUCAUGAAUUGUGCAAAUACGUAUCUUAAAUAUUCUAGGGCCAUUGGUUAAAACAUUCCUCUGUUAUUCAACUGUGUGUUAUUGCAAAAACAAACUAGACAGCAACAUUAUCUCUAUAUCUAGGUUCGGUUAAUCUGUCUGCAUAUUUUUUUAAACUCGUCCCGGUUUUAUUCAUCCACAGAACAUUUGGCUUGAUGGCCUUGUGUUAUGCUAUUUGUAUGUUGAGGUUUUCGAUAACGGAUACAUAUGGGAUUCUUCGGAAAUCUUUUGAUGUCUGAUAUUAUUGUGUUUGUCAAACUUGAUGUGACUACAUAGUUUUAUUUUUAAGAUAUUUUUCCCAACGUUUAUCAGAAAGUUCUGGACGGUCAAAAGGGGUACAACAUUAAGGCAUCCAUUGUGAUCCGUUUUAAGCUAAUCUUUUAAAUGAUUACCCACUGUUUGAUAUGCUAUUUCCCGUAGUGAAGUAUUUCAACAUUUGUUACCUAUCGUUUUCGGCCUCUUCUUCGUUUGCGCAAGUGUAUAAUACAGAUAUAUUAUUAGCGGGACUUUCGAAUUAUCCAAUCCAAACUGUUUAUCUUUUUUGUAUAUUAAUUAUCUUGUAAGUUGAAUGAAUGACCAAACACAGACAGGUGUGGUAGUUUCAAUGGAAUUUGCGUCAAUAUUUCUAACCUGAAGAAGGUUUUACAAUUUACGUUUGAGCUUCUUCCAUUUGCCUUUUCGUCAAAUUGUAUUGUGAGUCAAAUGUCCCAACCGCUUCAAAGAUACCGUGUUCCAAAUUAGUUGCACUUGGUGUUCUAUUAAUACUGUUUUUAUUAUUUUGAGCUUGUCUGGUACAAUAAAAAAGUACAAAACCACA